CAGAGCGCCGCCCCUUGCUGCCCCUCGUUUGCGACUGUGGCCAUGCCAUGGCUUGGGCAACUGACUUCCGACAGGGCCAGGGGCAGGUCGCCGUGCAGGCGUAUCCGGCGCCCGCCGUUGCCGCGCCGUAUGUGCAGAGAUGUCGUUCCAUUUCGCCGGGGCCAAGCCGACCGCUGCCACCGUCAAGAGCCACGUUCAUAGCACGCAUGCCCACGGUGCAGGCGCAACAGCCGGUGCCCGCUCAGGUGGCACGGAGUAUUUCUACGCCCUGUGCGUGCACCCCAGUGCGGAGCGCGCGAAGCUGUGGCAGUGAUGACAUGUCUUCAUGUGCUGAGGGGCCGGCCCCGGCCGUGAAGAAUCCGACCUUGACCAUCCUCAUCCGGGACUUUGAGAUGCAGCAUUCGCAGCUCCCUCCUUGCUGGGAGUCUGACCUUGGCUCCUGUGCCCAGUGUGCGCAGCACAUCAGCCGAGUGCUCCAGGAGCUGGCGCAGGGCGAACGUGUUCUGGUGCCACUGGAGCCAAACGGGCCGAGCGUGCCUGUGCCCUGGGCAAGCCCAGAGGGCCGGCCAGUUCCUGACUGGUACCAGGCCUACGCUGGGUAUCAUCUGCUCGCUGACGCACUUCAGGAAAGUCACGGGGAGACAGUCCGUGGCUGCUUCCGGCAGUGCAGCUGUGCCCUCUCCGGGGUCUUGGGCUGGCGCACCGGUGAGGUGCAGGGCUUCCUGCGGCUUUGCUUUACCAGUUUCGGCCUGCCGGCUGCCAGCUGCCACCCCGCAGUGUGGUACCAGCUGAUUCGAGAGAUCGCAGCUGACCCAGAGGGGCGGCUCACGGAGGGCCAGGCCAUGGAGCUGCUGCGGCGGUUCCUGCAAAGGCUCAGGAGCUUCCAUGCAGAGGCUGAACGUGCCAACAGCCAGGCGGACGCAGGAGAGCUGGACGAGCGCAGGGCGCGUGGUGCACUUUGCGCGCUGGCAGCGAGCAGAGGCGACACGCUUCUUGCUGCCAAGGCCUCGCGCGAAGCGAGCCCAGUGCCCUCCACCAGAACACCAGGCUCUGCAGCUGCCCCAGACCCGCAGCGAGAAGAUGUGGCCCAACUUGCGGCUGCCAGCGGGACCAGUGGCACCGCCAGCGUGACUGCGUGCUCGUCUCCGAGCCUGGCCUCGCCCUGCCGCCGCGACGGGAAGACCUUCCGCAUCGCCUGGCGAGAGGGCGCGCCCGAGGAGAAAGCGGCGGUCCCGGGCCAAGAGGCAGAGCCACCCGCGCCCGCGCCCACGCCCGCGCCCUUGCCGGCGUGGCUGGAUGCUUCUGUGGGCUUUGCCAGCUUCCCGAGGCGGUCCCUGCACCGAGAGAUCGAGGAGAAGCCGAGGUACCCGGUGUUCUGCUCGGAGCUUGAACCCGAAGCUUUGAGCAUAGGCCUGGGCAGCUUGGGCACCUUGCCCGAGGCAACGCAGGGCCCACCCCUCGCUCAGAGUGCCCUGAGCCCAAGUGCAGCCGCAGCUCCCCCGCUGGCCGCAGCUACCAUGUUCGCCACCACUACCACAGCUCCAGCCUGUGCAGUCUCAGCGGCACCAUCUGCUGCUCCCAUGGCUUUCUCCACCCCAGCCUCCUCAAUGACUGCACUAGAUGCGAGGCUUGAGGAUGUGCCCAAGCUGCUGGAGAUGGAAUUGGGAAAGCGCUUGCGAGAGCCUUUGACGGAGGGCCCCAUCAUCUCUAGGGAGCCGGCCGAGGCGAAGCUGCCAGAGGAGGUCGAAGUGUGCCGUUUGCUGGGAGCCGUGCAGUCUGCUUGCAUGGACCUGGCUCAACGGCUGCACACUCAGCGGCAGGGGCAGCCUGGCGGUGUUCACGGUGGGGCUCAGUGGUUCGACAUGAGCACUCCAUCUGUGCCGCGCAGCUGCAACAACAGCUCGCGAUUGGCCCAGGUGCCGUGUGCAGCUCCAGAAGAGUGUGUAGAUGACCCGUGUCCGCUUUGGAGGCCACCGCAGUCGCGCUAAUGAUGGGUUGGGGCAGUCGAGAUGAGUGAGUGCUGUGCCUGGCAUGCAGAAGCGAGCCAGUGGCGUAACAUUGCAAAAUGCGCAAUGCCCGAAAAUGCA
Effrenium voratum is the source of this 2087-nucleotide messenger RNA. The record is from the annotation of a GenBank genome assembly. NCBI's taxonomy places the organism in Eukaryota, Dinophyceae, Suessiales, Symbiodiniaceae.